Messenger RNA from Brassica napus (rape), 1769 nucleotides. Its product is annotated as kinesin-like protein KIN-7N. Gene Ontology annotation, molecular function: microtubule binding; microtubule motor activity; ATP binding. Lineage: Eukaryota; Viridiplantae; Streptophyta; Magnoliopsida; Brassicales; Brassicaceae. The record is from RefSeq and is a predicted model, not a curated record. Gene Ontology annotation, biological process: microtubule-based movement.
GAAUUGCAUUCAAAUGAUUAAAGGAUCUUGCUUUCGUUUGAUUCAAAUUCAAACGGCACUUUCGCAUUAGGUAACAAGAUGGAGAAGAUCUGUGUAGCAGUCAGAGUGAGGCCGCCGACGCCGGAAUCAUCAUCAUCGGAGAACGGAUCUUCUCUCUGGAAAGUCGAAGACAAUCGCAUCUCUCUUCACAAGUCACUCGACACCCCAAUCUCAACCGCUUCUUACGCUUUCGACCAUGUGUUCGACGAAAGGUCUACGAACGCAUGCGUCUACGAACUUCUCACCAAGGAUAUCAUUCAUGCUGCCGUCGAGGGUUUUAACGGUACUGCGUUUGCUUAUGGGCAAACUAGUAGUGGAAAGACGUUUACAAUGACGGGUUCUGAGACUGAUCCAGGGAUUAUUCGAAGAUCUGUCAGAGAUGUGUUUGAUAGAAUACAAAUGAUAUCGGACCGUGAGUUUCUCAUCCGGGUUUCGUACAUGGAGAUUUAUAAUGAAGAAAUUAAUGAUCUUUUAGCUGUUGAGAACCAGAGACUGCAAAUUCACGAACAUUUGGAGCGUGGAGUGUUUGUUGCUGGUCUUAAGGAAGAGAUUGUUAGUGACGCUGAACAGAUUCUAAAGCUUUUAGACUCUGGAGAAGUUAAUAGGCACUUUGGCGAGACAAACAUGAACGUUCAUAGUAGCAGGUCCCAUACCAUCUUCAGAAUGGUGAUUGAGAGCAGGGGAAAAGAAAACUCUUCUACGGAUGCUAUCCGUGUCUCAGUCUUGAAUUUGGUUGACUUGGCUGGAUCUGAGCGUAUUGCUAAAACCGGUGCUGGUGGAGUGCGCUUGACAGAAGGGAAGUACAUUAAUAAGAGCUUAAUGAUUCUUGGUAAUGUUAUCAAUAAGCUAAGUGAAAGUUCAAAGCUAAGGGCACAUAUUCCUUACCGAGACAGUAAGCUAACUAGAAUUCUUCAGCCUGCACUUGGUGGUAAUGCCAAGACUUGCAUUAUAUGCACUAUCGCACCAGAAGAGCAUCAUAUUGAGGAAUCAAAAGGAACUCUCCAAUUUGCAAGCAGAGCCAAACGCAUCACCAACUGUGCUCAAAUUAAUGAGAUCUUGACUGAUGCUGCUUUGUUGAAACGCCAAAAAUUAGAGAUAGAAGAACUAAGGAUGAAUGCUUCAGGAAAAGCAGGAACUUUAUUUCAAAUACAUCUAGAUCAUGUGGACAACACUAACAGUCUGAGAGAUAGUCAAGGAAAGCAUAGUCAAGCUGAUAUAAGGCUGGAGAAAGAGUUGUGUUUGGAUAAACUGCUUCUAAAAGCUUCAAGAGAGAGCCAUGAGAGGCUGGAAAAGGAAGUACAAUUCCUGAAGGAAGAAAGAGAUUCAUUAGAUGUAGCAGUCUCUCAAUAUCAGAGGUUGAGAAUUGCAUCUGAUAAGAAUGCUUUGAAAGAUCUUAAUGUGGAAGUGAAGAGAAGGAAAGAGAUGGAGGAAGAGAUUAAGCAAAUCAGCUUUGCUUUCUCUAGCAGGCAGAAGUCUCUUAUGUCUUUUCACAAUGAAAUCAAAUCCAAAAUGCAGAAACUAACAACGCAGAAUCCGAAAUUGAAGUAGCAGAAACAGCUGUUUCUGUUAAAGUUUAAGCCAUUGUUACAACUAGCUCAUGUGUUAUUUAUGUAACAACUCAUUACUGGUACCCCCAUCAAUACUAUUAAAACAGAAGCAAUUUUUAUCUACUUACAAAUAGUCUAGGUUGGACCAUUAUAUUUAAUGAUAUUUCAUUUUAUUUCUACUCA